AUGAGUCUACCGAUGCCAUCAAUCAGGUUACCAUUGCCUGAUGAUGGUAGUGAUCCAAUGCCCAGCAUCAAGUCUGUUAUCAAGGGUGCCCAACUUCACAACAUGGACCUGAUCUACAUGUUGAAGUACCAUGCCACUCAAAUGUUCAUCAAGACAUUUGACAGCGUUGCCGACGAGUAUCCCAUUGAUGCUGUCAAGGAAUUGGUCAAGUUCUCAGCCAACUACAACAAUGCAACUGUUUACAAACAUUUGAUCAACAGGACCAAGAUUGACACUGCAUGUAUCUGGUGCGACAUGGUCUUCUUCUUUGGAAACGUGGAUAUCCUUCAGACCUACCUCGAUGCCACUGGCCACCGCCCAUUUCCAAGUCACAUUGUGCAGCACCUUCCACUGGUAGCCGACUCUGGCAGUGUGGAGUUUGCUCGUCUUUUGCUACAACACACGGCAAUCAGUUAUGAUAGUGGCCAAAUAGUCUGCAGUAAUGACUUUGAGAGACGUGGUGUCCGAGUUGACAUGCUCCGAUUGUUCCACGAAGAGUUCCACAUUCUCUUUGUUCACACCGAGCUCUGGAGGGUGGCACUCCUGCACUCUGCCAAGUGCAACAUGUUGGACAGUGUUCAAUACAUCCUUGACAACAUGCCACCAACCGAGAGUGAAUCUUGGGAUCUCGACACUUGUCUCAAACAUUGUGCCAAGUCUGGCAACGCCGCUAUGUUCCAAUCAUUAAUCAAGUCGAAUGAGGGAACCAAGUACCUAAACAAUCGCGACAUCAGAGACUUAAUUGACAUUGCGGCUGAUCGUGGCCAUGAAUCAUUCAUCAAGUACCUCCUCCAACAUCAUGUUGGCAACGGUCACAUCAAUAAGAAUAGUGAGGAUCUGAUUCGCAACCUGCUCGAGAUGCCAUCAUCAUCCUGUGAGUCAACCGAUAUCAACUUGGCCAAGCUUCGAAUCACACCAAUGGCAGCCAUUCGCAAUGAUGACAUUGUGACAGUGGAGUCGUACUCUGAUCACCAAUUCAAACUUGGUUACAAGGUGUGUCGAGAGAUGUCCGAGUCGAUGGCCAAGUUCAUCUCGAGUCCUCGAACAACCAAAAAGUUGCACUUUGGAGACUUCUCAGUCCUCAACAUGAUCAAGGCUGUCGGUAUCCCAGGCAGCAACAUUACACAAGACAUCAUCUGCCAGUUCAUUGUCAACUGCAAUAUCAAGACAAAUCGCCAUAUCGGCGAAUCAAUGGUUUUGGCCAGCAGGUUCUCGACGGAGGUUAUGCAGCUACUCAACACUCACCUCAAGAUCAAUUACAGUGAAUGCAUAAUGAAAGUCAUCAAGAGUAGAAGUCUCGAGACCAUUGCGUUCAUCUUUGAACACACAAAACAGAAGGAUCUUAAGAGUUGCAAAGGAGGUAUCACGAGGACAACAUUCAAGUUUGUGUCCAAGGCAUCAUUGUCCGAGGUCACAUUCUUGUUGGGUCACGUCGGCUUUCUCACCAAUGGUGAUGUUGAGCUGUGUGAGUGGGCCGCUCUCAAUCCUCACGUGGAUGUGUUCGAACAUGUGAUCAAUCAGUACACUCUGGAGCACCUCACUAACAAAGUGAUCGACAAAAUCAUUGACCAAGCGCUCUUGAGCGACAGAGUGGACAAUGUUCGCAUGCUCCAACAACGUUUUGAGCUCGACCCAGCCAAGCCACUGGUCAAGCCAACACUGGACAUGUUGGAUUCAAUGGUCAAGGCAAAUUGUUAUCUCACUCUUGAUCACUACUUCAACUCGACAACAUUCACCAGGAUACCCAGGACACACCAAUUGCGAAUACUCCACAUCAUACACGAUAAGAGCUACCAAAAUGCCACACACCGAGUGAUCAAGGUGUGCAUUGAUCAUAUCAAGUCACUCACUCACGAACAAUCACAAUCACAACCGGUCGAGUCCAAGGCAACACAUGUUGUUGAAGGUCAAGUACAACAGGCCCAUCAGGCAACAUCGUCAUUGAUGGAGACAGCAUUCCACUCAGUGUUCAAUGACACCAAACUUGGAAUGAUGGUCAUGGAACAGAUUGGACGUGUUCACAAGUCACUUGGCAUCGAUGACAAACAUCUGAUCAAAGGAUCACAGUUGAUUGACAAUCAUUGUUUGUUUGAUUACAUCAAAUAUAGUGCCACUGAAUGGUUCCUCAAGUUCUACUCCACACCCAAUAUGGACACAUCGAUUAGCACCAACUACAACUCACGAUUGUUGCUGGAGGCAUUGGUCAGGUGUGACACUCGUGCGGUCGAUGUACUUCUGGCCAACCCCAAGAUGAGGCUCCUAUGUGACCAGUUCACCCAAUACUAUGUUUGGAAUAUAGAAUGCACUCAUCCACAUUGGGAGAGGAUGUUUGAUCAGUUCGUCGAGAUCAUAAGUCAGACGUCACCCACAAUCGAGCUCGAAGAAGAAGAAAUGUCCAAAGUCAGACAUCAUUACUUCGCAAACUCAUUCAAUCUGGAGCCAAACUCCCCACCAUCAAGAAUGAUUUAG
Acytostelium subglobosum LB1 is the source of this 2508-nucleotide messenger RNA. RefSeq lists its product as hypothetical. The record is from RefSeq and is a predicted model, not a curated record. Lineage: Eukaryota; Evosea; Eumycetozoa; Acytosteliales; Acytosteliaceae. Bases 1 to 2508 code for a protein of 835 amino acids. The transcript has 2 exons.